AUGUCCUUUCCUCUGCACCGAAACCCACCCUUUCGCGCCGAACACCUCGGCUCCCUCCUGCGCACCGAGAAGCUGCUCGACACGCGGCACGCCUGGGAGGCCGGAAAGGCGUCGGAGACGGCGUUGCAGGAGGUCGAGGAUGCCGACAUCAGGGACAUCGUGGCCCUGCAGCGCGAGCUGGGCUUCCACGCCCCCACCGACGGCGAGUAUCGAAGGCAUAUGUUCUGGGGCUCAUUUUGGCCCGGCCUCGAAGGCAUGACCGAGAUCGAACACCCGGACCCAGACCUUUUCCGCAUGUACAUCCCGGACAUCGCCGCAUUCACCGAGGAGGGCUACAAGCCUGGCGAGACCGUCCUGUGCACCGGCAAGAUCAGGCACAAGGGUAGCACCUACACCGCCCAGUUUGACUUCCUCAAGAGCCUGGUCCCCGAGUCCCAGUGGAAGAACCUCAAACUCACCCUUGCCGCCCCCAACUGGUAUCACCUCCGGUACAAGCAGGGCAAGGCCUAUCCCGCCGACGUGUAUAAGAACGAUGACGAGUACUUUGCCGACAUUGCCAAAGCGUACCAGGAGGAGUUGAGAAUUUUGUACGACCAUGGGUUGAGGAACGUACAGUUUGAUGAUCCCAAUUUGGCUUACUUCUGCUCCGAAGCCAUGAUCGCCGGCUGGGAAAAAGACCCUCUCAACACCUACUCCACCGACGAACUCCUCGCCAAGUACAUCGACCUGUACAACGCGUGCAUCUCGCAGAUCCCCUCAGACAUGCACGUCGGUGUUCACCUCUGUCGGGGCAACUUUGUCAACUCGCGUCAUUUCUCCGAGGGCGGCUACGACCGCAUUGCCACCCUGCUCUUCCAGAAGCUCAACAUGCACACCUACUACCUGGAAUACGACACUCCGCGGGCAGGUGGCUUCGAGCCACUCCAGCACCUCCCCAAGAACAAGAAUGUCAUUCUCGGCGUGGUGACAAGCAAAUUCCCCAAGAUGGAGGAUGAAGAUGAAAUGGUCAAGCGGGUCAAAGAGGCCGCGGGCUGGAUGUGCAAGGGCAGCGGCGAGAGCGAGAAGGAAGCACUCAACAGGUGCGGGGUCAGUCCCCAAUGUGGAUUUGCAAGCCAUUCGAGCGGUAACGCCGUCAAGAGAGCGGAUAUGGUCGAGAAGUUGAAGUUAGUGCGCAGAAUCGCUGACCGCAUCUGGCCUGGGGAGCCGUGA
This is a messenger RNA of Fonsecaea erecta, 1209 nucleotides long. RefSeq lists its product as hypothetical. The coding region runs from base 1 to 1209 and encodes 402 amino acids. The record is from RefSeq and is a predicted model, not a curated record. The transcript has 2 exons. Gene Ontology annotation, molecular function: zinc ion binding; 5-methyltetrahydropteroyltriglutamate-homocysteine S-methyltransferase activity. NCBI's taxonomy places the organism in Eukaryota, Fungi, Ascomycota, Eurotiomycetes, Chaetothyriales, Herpotrichiellaceae.